CGUAAGUGUCAAAGUAAACACCUCCGACAAGGAUAAUAAAGCUCGUUAAAACAGUUGAAGUUGAAGUUGAAAACAAACUUUUCUAACAUUUUUGUGCAAAAUCAUUAAGUUAUUAAAGCGGAAAGCUCCAAAAUACCUGCGAUGUCGGACACUGAACUGGAUUCUUCAGAACUAGGCACUCAUGAAUACUGGCAGAGAACUUAUACAAAGGAGAUAUCGAAUUAUGAUGACCAUGGCGACACUGGCGAUGUCUGGUUCGGGGAAGACAGUGCCAUCAGGGUCAUUGAUUGGAUAUGCCGAUGUGAUUUAGAGAAAGACAUUGCUGUUGUCGACUUAGGAUGCGGUAAUGGGUACACACUUUCAGAAUUAGCCAGAGAAGGCUUUGUGAAUCUCCUAGGCGUUGAUUAUUGUAAGGAAGCUGUAACGUUGGCUGAAAAAGUGACUAAACAGGAAUACCCCUUCAUUAGAUAUCAGGUUUAUUCAUAAUAACAUCAUGCAACUGGACAGAGUCAGAGCUUUGCCGCCAUUUUGAAGAAAAAUUAAAACUAAAAUACGUAAUACCAACACCGCAAUUCAAAUUUGGCGGGAAAACCGGCAGUGUUGUUUCUUCC
This is a messenger RNA of Hyposmocoma kahamanoa, 611 nucleotides long. RefSeq names its product EEF1A lysine methyltransferase 2. Bases 142 to 486 code for a protein of 114 amino acids. NCBI's taxonomy places the organism in Eukaryota, Metazoa, Arthropoda, Insecta, Lepidoptera, Cosmopterigidae. Gene Ontology annotation, molecular function: protein-lysine N-methyltransferase activity. The record is from RefSeq and is a predicted model, not a curated record. Gene Ontology annotation, cellular component: cytoplasm. Gene Ontology annotation, biological process: peptidyl-lysine monomethylation; peptidyl-lysine dimethylation. The transcript is spliced from 4 exons.